Tupaia belangeri chinensis (Chinese tree shrew) is the source of this 6731-nucleotide messenger RNA. It is a transcript of the gene ATP10B, whose product is annotated as ATPase phospholipid transporting 10B (putative). The record is from RefSeq and is a predicted model, not a curated record. The transcript has 22 exons. Lineage: Eukaryota; Metazoa; Chordata; Mammalia; Scandentia; Tupaiidae. Gene Ontology annotation, molecular function: magnesium ion binding; ATP hydrolysis activity; ATP binding. Gene Ontology annotation, cellular component: plasma membrane. Gene Ontology annotation, biological process: phospholipid translocation. Bases 19 to 4410 code for a protein of 1463 amino acids.
CUUAACCAGCUACUGGAAAUGGCGCUCUCAGCAGACUCUUCUUGGUACCGGUGGCAAUGUCGAGUCAGGGAUGGCUUCCGUCAGCCGCUGUCAGAAACCACCCCACUGCUCUCUGCAGAGAAGGCAAGGCAGAGCCACAACCUGACACAGCAGCGGGUUGUGUUCCCCAACAACAACAUCUUCCACCAAGACUGGGAGAAGGUCUCCGGGAGAUACUCUGGCAACCGAAUCUGCACAACCAAAUACACCCUCUUUACCUUCCUGCCUCAGAAUCUCUUUGAGCAGUUUCACAGAUGGGCUAACCUCUAUUUCCUGUUCCUGGUGAUUCUGAACUGGAUGCCCUCCAUGGAAGUCUUCCACAAAGAAAUCACCAUGUUACCAUUGGCCAUUGUCCUGUUCAUCAUCAUGGUGAAGGACGGCAUGGAGGACUUUAAGAGACACCGCUUUGAUAGAGAGAUAAACUGCUCCUACAUUCAAAUAUAUGAAAGACAAGAGCAGAGCUAUGUGCAGAAGCACUGGAAGGACGUGCGAGUGGGAGACUUCGUCCAAAUGCGAUGCAAUGAGAUCAUCCCAGCAGACAUACUCCUCCUCUUUUCCUCAGACCCCAAUGGGAUCUGCCACCUGGAAACUGCCAACUUGGAUGGAGAGACAAACCUCAAACAAAGGAGUGUUGUGAAGGGCUUCUCACAGCAGGGAGUACAGUUUGAACCAGAAUGUUUCCAUAAUACCAUCGUGUGUGAGAAACCCAACAAUCACCUCAACAGAUUUAAGGGUUAUAUGGAGCACCCUGAUCAGACCAGGACUGGUUUUGGCAGCGAGAGUCUUCUGCUUCGAGGUUGCACCAUCAGAAACACUGAGAUGGCUGUUGGAAUUGUCAUCUAUGCAGGUCAUGAAACAAAAGCCAUGCUGAACAACAGCGGCCCCAGGUAUAAACGCAGCAAGAUUGAGCGGCGCAUGAACACAGACAUCUUCUUCUGUAUUGGACUCCUUUUCCUCAUGUGCCUCAUUGUAGCUAUAGGCCACAGCCUCUGGAAUGGGACCUUUGAAGAACACCCUCCCUUUGACGUGCCAGAUGCAGAGGGCCGCUUCCUUCCUCCUGCUCUUGGGGGUUUCUACAUGUUUCUCACAGCGAUCAUCCUGCUCCAGGUGCUGAUCCCAAUCUCUCUGUACGUGUCCAUUGAGCUGGUGAAGCUCGGGCAAGUGUUCUUUCUACACAAUGACCUUGACCUGUACGAUGAAGAUACUGAUAUAUCCAUUCAGUGCCGAGCCCUCAACAUCACUGAGGACCUGGGCCAGAUCCAGUACAUCUUCUCUGACAAGACAGGGACUCUGACGGAGAACAAGAUGGUGUUUCGGCGCUGCACCAUCAUGGGCAGCGAGUAUUCUCACCAAGAAAAUGCCAAGCGACUGGAGACCCCAAAGGAGCUAGACUCAGACAGUGAAGAGUGGACCCAAUAUCAAUGCCUGUCCUUCCCCGUCAGAUGGGCCCAUGGUCCAGCAACUCUGAGAGGCCAAGGAGGUUCUCAGUCUUUGAGGAGGUGCCAGAGUGCUCGGGUGCCCAUCCAGGGUCACUCUCGUCAAAGGUCCAUGGGGCGCUGGGAAAGCCCACAGCCUCCUGUGGCCUUUAGCAGCUCCAUAGAAAAAGAUGUGACUCCAGAUAAAAACCUACUAACCAAGGUUCAAAAUGCUGCAUUAUGGCUAGAGACCUUGUCAGACACCAGACCAACCAAGCCUUCUCUCUCCACCACCUCCUCCAUUGCUGACUUCUUUCUUGCCCUGACCAUCUGCAACUCCGUCAUGGUGUCCACCACCACUGAGCCCAGAGAGAGGGUCACCAUUCCACCCUCAACCAAGGCUCUGGGGACCUCCCUAGAGAAGAUCCAGCAGCUCUUCCAGAGGCUGAAGCUAUCAAGCCUCAGCCAGUCAUUCUCAUCCACUGCACCCUCUGACACAGACCUGGGGGAGAGCUUGGGGGCCAAUGUGCCCACCACAGACUCAGAUGAGAAAGAUGAUGUGUCUGUGUGCAGUGGAGGCUACUCCACUGAUGGUGGCUACAGGAGCAGCACGUCGGACCAGGGUGACAUCCUGGGGUCUAGGUCAGGUGCCUCCUUGGAGGAGGUGUUGGAAGCUCCAUCUCUAGGCCUGGCCAAGCCCGAGCUCUGUUAUGAGGCAGAGAGCCCUGACGAGGCAGCGCUGGUGCAUGCUGCCCAUGCCUACAGCUUCACACUGGUGUCCCGGACACCUGAGCAAGUGACUGUGCGCCUGCCCCAGGGUACCUGCCUCACCUUUGACCUCCUCUGCACCCUGGGCUUCGACUCCAUCAGGAAGAGAAUGUCUGUGGUUGUGAGGCACCCACUGACCAGUGAGAUCAUCAUCUACACUAAGGGCGCUGACUCAGUCAUCAUGGACCUACUAGAAGACCCAGCCUGUGUGACUGAUAUUGACAUGGAGAAGAAGCUGAGGAAAAUCCAAGCCCGGACCCAAAAGCAUCUAGACUUGUAUGCAAGAGAUGGCCUGCGUACACUAUGUAUCGCUAAGAAGGUCAUAAGUGAAGAAGACUUCCAGAGAUGGGCCAGUUUCCGGCAUGAAGCCGAGGCAUCCCUCAAUAAUCGAGAUGAGCUUCUAAUGGAGACAGCUCAGCAUCUGGAGAAUCGACUCACCUUACUCGGAGCCACUGGGAUUGAAGAUCGACUGCAGGAAGGAGUUCCAGAUACAAUAGCUGCUCUUCGUGAAGCUGGGAUCCAGCUCUGGGUCUUGACUGGAGAUAAGCAGGAGACAGCGGUCAACAUCGCCUAUUCCUGUGGACUACUGGAUCAGACCGAUACAGUUUACUCCAUUAAUACAGAGAGUCAGGAAACCUGUGAAUCCAUCCUCAACUGUGCACUGGAAGAAAUAAAGCAAUUUCUUGAACCACCAAAGUCAGAUUAUGAGCUGUUUGGUUUUCACCUCUCUUCUGAGACACCAUCCACUACCUCAGGAGCCGGGAUUCCAGAAUUUGGAUUGGUCAUAGAUGGGAAGACACUGAAUGCUAUUUUCCAGGGCAAAUUAGAGAAGAAGUUUCUGGAGUUGACCCAGUACUGCCGGUCUGUCCUGUGCUGCCGCUCCACUCCACUCCAGAAGAGUAUGGUAGUCAAGCUGGUGCGAGACAAGUUGAGCGUCAUGACCCUUUCCAUAGGUGAUGGAGCAAAUGAUGUAAGCAUGAUUCAAGCUGCUGAUAUUGGAAUCGGAAUAUCUGGACAAGAAGGCAUGCAGGCUGUCAUGUCCAGCGACUUUGCCAUCUCCCGCUUUAGGCACCUCAAAAAGCUGCUACUUGUGCAUGGCCACUGGUGCUAUUCGCGGCUGGCCAGGAUGGUGGUGUACUACUUCUACAAGAAUGUGUGCUACGUCAACUUGCUCUUCUGGUAUCAAUUCUUCUGUGGUUUCUCCGGCUCCACCAUGAUCGAUUACUGGCAGAUGAUAUUCUUCAAUCUCUUCUUCACCUCCUUACCUCCUCUCAUCUUUGGAGUCCUCGAUAAAGACAUCUCUGCAGAAACACUCCUGGCAUUGCCAGAGCUCUACAAAAGUGGCCAGAAGUCCGAGUGCUAUAACCUGUCGACUUUCUGGAUUUCCAUGCUGGAUGCGUUUUACCAGAGCCUCGUCUGUUUCUUCCUCCCUUACCUGACCUACAAGGACUCUGAUAUCGAUGUCUUUACCUUUGGGACGCCGAUCAACACUGUCUCUCUUACCACAAUCCUCUUGCACCAGGCAAUGGAAAUGAAGACAUGGACCAUCAUCCACGGGCUUGUCCUCCUAGGCAGCUUCCUGAUGUAUUUUGUGGUGACCCUACUCUACAACGCCACCUGCAUUACCUGCAACAGUCCCACCAACCCCUACUGGGUGAUGGAGAGGCAGCUCUCAGACCCCACUUUCUACCUCGUCUGCUUCCUCACACCAGUUGUGGCUCUUCUCCCAAGGUACUUUUUUCUGUCUCUACAAGGGACCUAUGGAAAGUCUCUGAUUUCAAAAGCUCAGAAAAUUGACAAACUUCCUACUGACAAAAGAAACCUGGAAAUCCAGAGUUGGAGAAACCAGAAGAGGCCUGCCUCUGUCCCUAGAGUAGCUCAGCCUGCCCACAACCCAGUACCACCUGUGCCAGAACAGAGCUGCAGAGCCAGAAUGCCAAAGAGCUCCAGCCCUCCCAUGCAGAAGCAGGUUGAGGAUUGGGUGUCCCAUGAACAGAGAUGUGGCAGGGAGCAUAUGAGGGAUGAUCUAUGCUCAGGGGAUUCCUCAGCAAAACUCUCAACUGCAGAGCACCUUCUGGGGCCUAAUAGGUCAAUGGCUCCUGGACCCUAUUCAAGUGAACAGACUGACAGAUCCCGGCAUUCAAGCAAAGGCAGCCAUCGCCGAUCCCAGAGUUCACUGACCAUAUGAGAGGACUGCAUAAAUCUGCACAAACUCAGAAGAGGCCACCCAAUCACUGGCCCAAGUAACCCAUGACCCUUCCUCUCCCUAGAGGAAAAAAAAUGAAUGUGCCGUCUUCUUAUUCUCUCCCUUUCAGGCUUGACUUCCUUUGAGGAAGUGCUGCCCCCAGGGGAGUUGAUAAAAAAAAGGACUGGAAAACUAGCAGAUCUCUAGUUUUGUCCUGCUGACAGGCAGCACAGCUUGUAAACAAGAGUUUUAAGAGGAGGUCAUGUUUCUGUUACAUUGAGUUCUCAAUUUUUUUAUCAUAAAGAUACUUUCAUGACUUCUAGACAAGCACAGCCUACCAAUUAAUAUAAAAGUCACAUUUCCACGAUUCAACCUAGGCAAUAUCUCAGGUCUAGGAGUCUAUGAACUUGCCAAACCAUCACCUCAUCCCUUGGUGCCAAGAAGUAAUGUUUCAGAAGAGACCUGUGAACACAAGGGCUUUGUUAUCUGAGUAUUUCAGUGAUGGCCCAGGCAAAAUAAACAUCCCUUCUACUCACAGAAAGUUGGAUCUGUUUUUGUCUCUAAGCCAAAGUAUAAAAACAUCUAAAGAUGAAAACUGGAUUUGAACUCAAUGCCAUAGACAUUUGUGAGGGUUUAAUGGUCACAACUAGUGUAAGACACAGGGAGAAUGGGCAAACUUAGGGAACAGGGACACCAGUAACCCCUGCUGUAGCUAACACAUCUUACAUCCCACUGUUGGAGUGUCUGCCAAGAAGACACAGGCAGCAUUCUUUUUUUAAGCUAUUUAUUUUAUUUAUUUUUUAAAUAAAAUUACCAAUCUCAUUCAUCUUCUAAAACAAGAAAACCUUAAGAAGAAAAGAUUUUAUCACAGCUGCACCCAGUAUAGACCCAUUAGUACAGCAAUUCUGAGCCCAACCUCAGAGCACCACCGCCUGGAAGACACUGGCAUGUGUUUCAGUUGUAUUAAGUGGAGUCAGAGAAAGUUUCACUUCAUGGGGAAAAGAGGGAUUACAUAGACUUUUUACCCCUUUAGGUCAUAAAUGCCAAAGCUAUUUUUUAAAGAAAGCCCAAAACAGUAUUCAAAUAAAGGAGUAGAUGAUAGAAUUCUAAUGGGCUGCCAGAGAAGCUAGGUCUACUGUGGUCAUGGACAGCUUAUCUUUAGUCUUUUAAAGUAAAUCAGCAAGGCUUACUGAGCUCUCCCUCCUUAAGCUGAUGCCUACAUAUUAGGGCACAAAGUAUAGGGAUAGAUGCAACAAGCAUUUUAGAGCAAGAGUCCUUGAGCCACUAGCCAAGAGUUGGCCUAUGACUUAAAUAACUCCACAGUGAAUAUUCCAAAGAAAGACUCAACAAUGAAGUUGGCAAGUGGUGAUCUGACCAUCUUCCUAACAAACCUGGACUUCACAGGCCAUUUGGAGCAUCAUCCCAGAGCAAAUGCACUGAAUCUCUCUUACUGUCCCUGCCACAUAAUGAUGCCAGCGCCAGCCAGCUGGUGGGUGUUUAGGAGAAUUCUACAGGAACAUUGCUACAAGAGGGACAGGUAAAGCCACCAGACAAAGCAGUAAUGAUAGAAAUUUUUCCAACUGAGGAGAUCAAGUCCAAGCUUAGAUCUCGGGGGCCUUUUCCCAUAUGAUUGAUACUGAUUACCACUGUUAAAAAGCCAGAAAUCCAAGUAGAGUGUUUUAGAAAAGAACAGAACAGCAGCCUCAGGAGAUCUGUGUUUGAAUCUACUCUGCCUCUGUACUCUCUAGGAUCCACAAGCCUUAAAGCAGAAUGCCACACCUGAAAAUUAGGUUAGAACUGACCUACCUCUCAGACUUGGCAUAAAAAUCAAGUCAAAAUUACAUAAACCCAAUGGUGAAAAACAUUUAAAAGCUGUAACACUCUCAGUAAUAACACAAGGUACUUCUAUUUCAGAGCUAAAGGGAAAAGAGGUAAGAGCUGAUAAUGAAGUUGAAAAACUUUCUGACCCCUCAAUCUAAAUGCCAAACUACAUCCAACAUUCUCAUACUGUUUGUUUUGAUUUUGGUUUGGGUUUUGGUUUCAAUUUUCAUUUCUGACCAGUCCAGUUUGUCUGGGACUUUCUCGUUUUUACAAAGUCCAAAAUCCUGAGGAAUUGGACCAGCCAACUGCUAGGACUGGCCACCUACCUUUGCCCCUCUGUAAACAAACCAACUGUGACCAUCCAAUGUGCCAUUUUAUUGAGGGGGAAAAGUUGUAACAACUAUUUCCUUAUAACAUAAUGCUAAUGAAUGUGCUUAGUACAUUUUAUACUAUUAUGAUCUUUUACGGAUUGACUGGAAAUAUGCCAUACUUUAUUUUCAAAA